AUGAUGACAAAUCCGUCAUACUAUUUACGACCACUCUUACAGCAACCAAUAUCAUCAUCAAAUUUUCUUCUAUUAAAUCAAAUUCGUACUUAUAGACAAAAAGAUAUGUUACGACGCCGAUGUAAAGAUUGUUAUAAAGUAUGGCGUUAUGGUCGCUUAUAUAUUGAUUGUCCAAAACAUCCAAAACAUAAAACAAAAACAAUAACUUCAUUCGAGAAAGGAUGGGAACAUUUGGAUUGGCGGUUGUAA
Didymodactylos carnosus is the source of this 249-nucleotide messenger RNA. The record is from the annotation of a GenBank genome assembly. Lineage: Eukaryota; Metazoa; Rotifera; Eurotatoria; Philodinida; Philodinidae.